AUGGGAUGUAACAAGUGUCCUUCUAAUCUAACAGAACAUGAGGUCCGGAUUGUGCUGUUGGGGAGGACUGGAGUUGGGAAGAGUGCAUCAGGAAACACCAUCCUGGGGAGGAAAUAUUUCCUAUCAAAGUUUUCCUCUCUUUCUCUGAUAAAAGACUGUAACAAGGUUCAAGGGAAGGUGGAUGGGCAUAGUGUAACUGUUAUUGACACCCCAGGGUUGUUUUAUACUACACUGUUCAAUGAGGAGGGACUGAGAAGGAUCGCUACGUGCAUCUCUUUCUCUGCACCUGGUCCCCAUGUGUUCCUGGUUGUGAUCCAGCUGGGAAGAUUCACUAAAGAGGAGCAGAAAAAUGUGGAGAUAAUUCAGAGAUUCUUUGGUGAUGAAGCAUCGAAAUACACCAUGGUUCUCUUCACACAUGGAGACCUUCUUGUUGAUGUAACAAUUGAAGACUUCCUGCUUAAAAAUCCAAAUCUGGAAAGUUUACUUUCUCAAUGCAGUGGGGGAUAUCAUGUCUUUCAAAACAAAGAUAAGAAUCCCUCUCAGGUCACUGAGCUGCUUGAGAAAAUAAACAAUAUGGUGAAGAUGAAUGGAGGAAGCCACUACACCACUGAGAUGUUCCAGGAGGCUGAGAGAGCGAUUGAAGAAGAGAAAGAGAGGGAUAAGAAGGAGAGAGAGAAUAAAGAGAGAGAGAUUAAAAAGAAAGUAGUACAAGAAGGUGAAUGCUGUGUACAAUGAGAGUCUGUAACAUUACCAUCUGUCAUUYUUUUGACUGGCUGGUUGGUUGGCUGGCUGGUUGGUUGGUUGAUUUACAGUUUGUCUAACAAAUGUCUAAUUCUAAUGGUUUACAUACGUUGUUAGACGAAGCAUACACCAGCCUUAACAUUUGCAUAUUAAUUGAUGACGAAUGAUGAUUCCUAUAUUUCCUAAAUGACUAAAUGCCUUAAUGGUUCA
Salvelinus sp. IW2-2015 is the source of this 951-nucleotide messenger RNA. Lineage: Eukaryota; Metazoa; Chordata; Actinopteri; Salmoniformes; Salmonidae. The record is from RefSeq and is a predicted model, not a curated record.